Molecule: messenger RNA, 550 nt
Organism: Aedes aegypti (yellow fever mosquito)
Lineage: Eukaryota; Metazoa; Arthropoda; Insecta; Diptera; Culicidae
Product: alpha-glucosidase 2-like
Exons: 2
Coding region: 131-535 (134 amino acids)
Biological process (GO): protein N-linked glycosylation; oligosaccharide metabolic process
Cellular component (GO): endoplasmic reticulum membrane
Molecular function (GO): Glc3Man9GlcNAc2 oligosaccharide glucosidase activity
Source: RefSeq, a predicted model, not a curated record
GAGCCCCGUCGCGAAAAAUAGCGUUCAUUGUUUAUGUUAUGUGCUCGUGGAUGGUUUUUUGUUUGAAGUUGUGACCGACUGCAGACAAUUUUUAUUCCCAAGUGCUGUUCAGUGGAAUAUUUUGCGUAAAAUGACGAGUAACAAUAAGCCGAAAAAGGUCGAUUUCAAAAAAACGAAAAGGAAACCCCUGACGGAAACCGUCACCAAGCAGAAUUCGUGGAAAACGUUGGCCGUGUCGUUUACCGGCUUAACUAUUCUUGGCGUUGUGGCCGCUAUUACUUAUCAGGGCUAUCUGGAAACCAGAGUUUCGACACCGUUUAGCCAACACAAGCUCGUAUCUGAUGGCGGAGAUGACGGCAUGUUAUGGGGCUCAUACCGGCCCGGUGUAUAUUUCGGCAUGAAAUCUAGAGAAGAACAUCCACUCUUAACUGGCUUAAUGUGGUAUCUCCCGAGCCAACUCAGGUCCCUGUCGGAUAUAAGGUUAGUAUACUGUCGUACCGUGUCCUCAUGGCGCCCUUGGCGAACUGUCUUUUGAGAGCUCCUUAGUCAA